GAGCACUACGUAAAAACAAAAAUCCCAAAGGAUGUAAAAUUGGGGGUGUUAUUUUUAUUUCCCACAGCAAAUAUGUUUUUUGGUUUUGCCGUACAUUUUAUGGUAAAAGAUGUCAUUACAAAGUACAAUUUGUUGUGCAAAAAAAAAAAAAAAAAAAAGUCCUCAUAUGGGUCUGAGGAUAGAAAAAUAGAGUUAUGGAGGGACAUUUAUCAAUGUUUGCUUAUGUAUUCUUUUUUUUUUAGUAAUUUUUCCCUUACUUUUUUUUUUUUUUGCUUAUGUGUGACUUAUUUUUCAACUGGUUUCAGCCUGUUGAUCAUUUUCUUUCACGUAAGCAAUUUUUCCUUUUUUUACUUUGGUAGUAGCUUUUUCUGCUCCAUGUUUGAGCUGGAGUAAAUUUAGUCAAUUUUUAACCUUGUUGCGACUUUUUUUGCGCAGUUGCGACUGUCGCAGUUGAUAAAUACCCGACUAAAGCAAAUCCAUUUUGAAAAAUGUACUACGUAAGCAAGUUAGAAUUUUCUUGCUUUUCUUGUUCUUCAUGCAAAUUUUUGCACGAAAACACACGUAGUCGCAGUUGCGGCAAUUAUAGUAAAGAAAACCUGACUAAACCCGUUGAUAAAUGUCCGUCAUGGUUCCUAGAAGGAGAGGAGGAAAAACGAAGAUGCAAAAAUGAAUAUUAGCUGUGUCCACAAGGCCAAAACCAGCUGUGCCUUUAAGGGGUUAAAUAAAAUCCUGGAUAUAAAUAUACACUGAACAUACACAUAUUCUGGAUAAUGUUCAGCCAGUGUACCCUAGCCAUAGUGAAUGGAGAAGGAAGAAGCAUAAAACCUAGUCAUGGUGUAUCUGUAGGGGAUGUGAGGGGGAGGGGAGCCUACACAUAAUGUACCAGCUAUGCCUUGCCUUCUAUGGAGGACACAGUGCUCAGCCAUCUUCAUGUCACUUCUAUGUCACUUCUAUGUCACUAGCUACAAUAUAUUUGCAGGAAAACCAACAUUUGUCUACCAUUUUAUCAAUUCAACCCUCAAUAUCUAGCUUCCAAUUUCUUGUUCUGAGCGGAAGUAAGUAAUGACUAUAUAUAAUGGGCUGGAGCAUCCUCAUUCAAAAUGUCGCCUGACUCUCCAGCAUGGAGUCCAUACAUCGUACAUGAGGAAGAGAGAAGGAGGUGUGGACGUGUCUCACCCCCUAUCCUCAGGACGUCAUAGAAGUCUCAUCUCCACAGUGACACAUGGAGAGUACAGUGCUGGGCACACUGCUGGGGGACUCCCCGGUCCCAAAUACUUACAUGAGAGGAAGGGAAAGUCCAUAACAGACAAAACUGUCAUUGUGAAUGAAGACGCGUCAGAGCCGGGUCCUCCAUUCAGCACGGUGCCGGCUGGUGGGGGAGGGCAGCAUCUUGUGUCAUCCUGUGCUAUGGGCUCGGCAUAAACGCGUGCAGUGGAGCAGGCACGUGCCUAUGUGAUGGCUACUGAAAAGUGGCCCCCAGCUGCCCAAUACAACAUGGAUGGUGAGAGGGCUACAGGGUCCCGCCAUAGAACACACUCGUCAGCGCCUCAGGUGAUAAAUGAAAGGAUGGACGAAUACCUUGUAUCUCGAACCAUAUACUCUGACACAGUUUUCCAUCAGGAAAAUGAGAAGGAAGAAUUUAUACCGAAAAGUAUUUCACAAAAAUUGAAAGAUAACUGCAGCUGUACACCAGCGACAGCUCGUCUAAAGCUCAAGCAAUUUUUCCCAGUUCUUAACUGGUUGCCAAAGUACAGAUGGAAAGAGUGGCUUGUUCAUGAUAUUAUCUCAGGACUAUGUACAGGACUUGUUGGCACAUUACAAGGUUUGGCAUUUGCAUUACUUGCUGAGGUUCCAGUGGGAUAUGGACUGUAUUCCUCCUUUUUUCCCAUCUUGACCUACUUUUUCUUGGGAACAUCAAGGCACAUUGCAGUUGGACCAUUUCCAGUUAUUUGUUUAAUGGUUGGCCAAGUUGUUCUCGCUAUGGCUCCUGAUGAAAAAUUCCUAAUCGCAAACUCCACAUUAAAUGGGACUCAGAUAGAUUAUGAAGCCCGGGAUGCUGCGAGAGUUGUCAUAUCCAGCACAUUGAGCUUUUUAAUUGGAAUAAUACAGCUUGUAUUAGGAGCACUGCAGUUUGGUUUUGUUGUCAGAUAUUUGGGAGAUCCAUUAGUUCGCGGAUUUACCACUGCAGCUGCUUUCCAAGUAUUAAUCUCGCAGAUCAAACUAAUUUUCAACAUACCCUCAACAAAUUACAGUGGAGUGCUCUCAAUGGUUUAUACAAGUAUUGAUAUUAUUGCCAACAUCAGUAAAACAAAUUUUGCCGAUCUUACGGCUGGAUUGAUAACUUUAGUGUUGUGUUUGGUUGUGAAGGACCUAAAUGAGAGAUUUAAACAUAUUCUUCGCAUUCCUGUUCCUAUUGAAGUCAUUGUGGCAAUAGUUGCUACCGGUAUUUCAUAUGGUGUUAACCUGGAGGAGACCUAUAAUGCUGCCAUUGUGAAGAAUGUUCCAAGUGGCUUUAUACCACCUGUGGCACCAGACGUCAGCCUCUUUUCACAAAUGAUUGUGCCAGCUUUCUCCAUUGGAAUUUUGGCAUAUGCCCUUGCUGUUUCUUUGGGAAAAGUUUAUGCCAUCAAGUAUAAUUAUGAAAUUGAUGGAAAUCAGGAAUUCAUUGCCUUUGGCGUCAGUAAUAUAUUCAGCGGUUGUUUCUCUUGCUUUUGUGCCACUACUGCCCUGUCUCGUUCUGCUGUGCAAGAAAGUACUGGAGGGAAAACCCAGAUUGCUGGUUUAAUUACUGCCGCAGUAGUUAUGAUUUCCUUGCUGUCAGUUGGCACAUAUCUGGAACCCCUGCAGAAGUCAGUCUUGGCUGCCAUUGUCAUAUCUAAUCUUAAGGGGAUGUUCUGGCAAGUGGUUGAUGUUCCUCAUUUAUGGAGACAAAACAAGUGGGAUGCAGCUAUCUGGCUUUUUACAUGUUUCGCAUCUCUACUGUUGGACAUCGAUUUGGGAUUAUUGGCUGGCAUCCUGUUUGGACUUGUUACUGUUGUUCUACGUGUUCAGUAUCCAUCAUACAGUUCUCUUGGAAAUGUUCCUGGUACAGAUAUUUACAAAGAUAUAAAAAAAUACAAAAUGAUUGAUGAACCAGAGGGGAUAAAAAUAAUCUGUUUCUCCAGUGCUAUAUUCUAUGGCAAUGUCGAAAGUCUAAAAGAAGGAGUUAAAUCGAUUGUUGGGUUUGAUGCUGUUAGAGUUUUUAACAAAAGAACAAAGGCUCUACGAAAAAGAAACAAACUUCUCAAGAUAAAAGAGUUAACAGCAAGUCAGAAUGGGAUCAAAAGAAACUCUGCUACUGAUGAAGAUUCUGAAUCAGAUGAAGAAAAGGAUGAUUAUGGAACAGAAAGAAAAGAAGUCAAUGCCAAUGACUUAAAUAUGCAAGUAGACUGGAAUACAGAGUUCCCCGACAGUGUAUCUAUUCCAGUGGUCACAAUACACAGUGUCAUUUUAGAUUUUGGACAAGUAAGCUUUAUUGAUGUGGUAGCCGUGGAUUGUCUAAAGGGGAUAUUUAAAGAAUUCCAGAGGAUUGAUGUAGAUGUAUAUAUAGCAGAUUAUGAUGAUGAUGUUUUCAGACAGCUGGAAAGGUGCAGUUUCUUUAAUGAAGCAAUCGGCACAGACGUCUGUUUCCUUACUAUCCAUGAUGCUGUUUUGCACAUACAGAAACAGAAGAAGGGCUGCAGUAGCCGCAGUGUGCUGGAUAUGACAUCGCAUAUUCAGAAGUCCAGCUAUCUAGUGGAAAUGAAAGAUUUAAAUGAACUGAACACUUCACAGUGUUUGCAAAGUCAACAGGAAGAGCAGAAUUCUGGCGUAAUUCCACAAUUCCAUUCAUCAAGCUUUGCUGAACAGAAUUUCUGCGGUGUGAUCAUUCAUUAAAAGCAGAGACCAAUUUUCAGGAGCAGACAGGGACCUGAGCCACGAAAUAUGAUGAUAACGACUGCAAACUUUCCAACCCAUAUCAGACGUCCAUGAACUAACAUUCUUCAAAAUCCUUCAGAGGACCAAUGUGAACGGAAUCCAUAUAGCCGUGCAAUUUGCAAAUUGUUAUUAACAAAUUUUAAAAUGAGUUCCAGGUAAAGAACUUUCAAGGAUAGGAACGUGAAGUCUUACCUUUGAAACUGGAUCCCAAGACCAUUUCAGUUAGAGGAUCAGUGUCUCACGGUUAAAGUAUUUCUUUUAGAUUUUAGAACAGGAUCUCCAAAAUAUAAUUUAAAAAAAAGGUAGAAUUUGCAUACAGUUGAUUGACAAAGGACAAUGGUAAAACUGGUGUGGUGUGGAUGGGAGGUUGAUAUAAACUGCAGAAUUUCGGUGUUCUCAAAACACAGAAUUCUGCUUAAAUUCGAACCCCCAUUGACAUGGGAUUCUGCCAAUGAAUUCAGCAAAAUUUAAAGGCAUGUCUUUAAAUUUUGCAGAAUUGCCACAGCGGAAACUCGGGACAGCGGAAUCCCAUUAAAGUUGAUGGGCAUAUUUGCUGCAUUAGUAAGUUGUUUGCUUUGCUUGCUGCAGUUUUUCUAUUCUUGCCAUGAUUUUUCCAAAAUCGUGGCAAAAUUGCUAUUUCACAGCAAAUGUGUAAAUUACUGUAAAAUUGGUGGGUUUUACUGCAAUUAUGAAAACUCAUUACAGAAUCAGAAAAAUGCAGUUAAUAUUUAAUGUAGAAACAAAGCCUAAACACUUCAGAUCUUCAUAAAACACCUCAAUUGUAACUAUAGGCCAAAUAACCUUCACCUCGUGGAUAUAUUUCUCUAAGAAAUGUACUUAAAAGGGGUACUCCGGUGGAAAAAGUUUUUUUUUUUUUUUAAUGAACUGAUGCCAGAAAGUUAAACAGAUUUGUAAAUGACUUCUAUUACAAAAUCUUUAUCCUUCCAGUUAUGCUACAGAGGAAAUUCUUUUAUUUUUGAAUUUCUUUUUUGUCUUGUCCACAGUGCGCUCUGCUGACACCUCUGUCUGUGUCAGGAACUGUCCAGAGCAGCAUAGGUGUGCAAUGGGGAUUUUCUCCUGCUCUGGAAAGUUCCUGAUAUGGACAUCAGGUGUCAGCAGAGAGCACUGUGGGCAAGACAAAAAAGAAAUUAAAAAAGCAACGGAUUUCCUCUGUAGCACACAGCUGCUAAAAAGUGCUGGAAGGGUAAAGAUUUUUUAAUAGAAGUAAUUUACAAAUCUGUUUAACUUUCUGGCACCAGUUGAUAAAAAAAAUAUAUAUAUAUUUUCCAUCGGAGUACCCCUUUAAGUAAGAAUCAAAACUGCACAUAAUGUGAACUGACUUCAACCCACUUAUGAGUCUAAUGAGUUUAUCUGGCUGAACUCCAGCACUAGCAACCUGAUUAAAUGACCAGAUGCAGUAAUCAAACACCAUGCCCAUUCUCUCUGCACAGUCAGAUGAUUUAUGGGAAAUGUAGGCAGCAUUAUAAAGUCAUUUCACUGAUGGAUUUACAAUCAGAAAUGGCCAAAAAAAAAUACAUGUAUGCCACAUAAGUUAAAACAAGUAGGCACAAGGCAAAUUCUGUCAAAAGUGGUAUUGUGUACAAGUGUACAUGGCAUUGUAUUAGCAUAUAGGGUUGGGUUUAUAUAAUUAAUGUUCUAGAAGUUAGAAUUUGUCCAGACUUCUUUCAGAGGCUUCAUUGGUGGUUCCAUCAUAUUUGGCAAGAAGAAAAAGCAUGCUGCCCUAUUGUUUCCGUGAAACCAAGGACACCACACUAGAACCCGACAGACCCCAUUACAAGCAACAAGGUCUGUCUGGCACAGUUGGUGCCUGUCAUUUGACAGGUCUGGCACUACCGUAAGGCUCUGUUCACACCACUUUGCUUCUUUUACUUUCUAUUGUAACUGAAGCCAUGACAGUGGUGUGAACAGAGCCUUACUUUUGUGGAGGAUCUGUUUUAAUGGUGGCUCCAUGUAAUGCUUGUGAAUUAGCACACAUAGGUUUCCCCCAAUAGUUGCAUUAGUACUACAGGUUAUAAAUGUAUACUAUCCAUGGCUAGCAAGCAAAAUGUAGCAGGGUUCCUGAAUUUCAGUGUGGGUGAAAAUACCUAUUUUAGAAUAAAUCCAUACAUAUAGAUAUUUCAGUUGAAAACUUGUAUUGUUAUAGUUUUAUUUAAAUUCAAAUUUAAAUAAAUAUAAAUUAUAUUAAGUAUCCUUUAUUUAUAAAGAGAUAUUUUGCUAUUUAAACAGAUCAAAGUUUGGUCACGCAUUGACCCCUUAACCCCUUAAGGACCAAGCCCAUUUUGACCUUAAGGACCAGGCCAAUUUAAUUUUUGUGUUUUUGUUUUUUCCUCCUCGCCAUCUAAAAUCCAUAACUCCUUUAUAUUUCCAUCUACAGACCCAUAUAAGGGUAUGUUUUUUGCGUGACCAAUUGUACUUUGUAAUGAAACCUCUCAUUUUACCAUAAAAUGUACGGCGAACCCAAAGAAUAAUUUUUUUUAGGGAGGAAAUUUUAAUGAAAACCACAAUUUUGCACAUUUUGGAGGGUUUCGUUUUCACACUGUACAAUUUACGGUAAAAAGACAUGUGUUCUUUAUUCUGUGGGUUAAUACGAUUAAAAUGAUACCCAUGGCUAGAUACUUUUCUAUUUUUGUACCGCUUAAAAAAAUCUCAAACUUUUUGUACAAAAUCAGUAAUAUAAAAUCGCCCUAUUUUGACCACCUAUAGCUUUUUCAUUUUUCCGUAUAUGGGGCGGUUUGAGAGUUUCUUUUCUGUGCCGUCAUCUGUACUUUUUAUCGAUACGAACUAUACAUAAAUAAAACUUUUAGAUCACUUUUUAUAAAAAAAAAUUUGAAAUAAAAUGUGACAAAAAAGCUGCAUUUUUGACUUUUUUUGAUUUUUUACUAGGGCUGCAGCUAAGGAUUAUUUUAAUAAUCGAUUAGUUAUCGAUUAAUCAGAAAAUCUCAAAAUGCCAAAAAGGGGUUCAGCUGAUUCUACUUCAAAAAUAAUGUACAAUGGCCAUAUUAAAAGUUUCUAGCAUGUGAUGUGACCAAACAGCAGCAAUUUUUUUUUUUUUAUGUUUACGCCGGUUGCUGUACAGGAUCAUUAUUAAUGAUCCUGUACAGAAACCAGCGUAAAUUUGAUUUUGCCACAUGGGUAACUAUCUGAACUAUUAAAAUAAAAUGUUAAUGAUUUACUAACAUUUUAUUUUAAUAGUUGAUACAGUUAGCCAUGUGGUAGCUGAUAGCAACCAGGGCCCUGCAGAUACAAAGCUUCACAGACCGGGAGCCGGACGCGGAUGUAAAUAUAUGUCCGUGGUCGUUAAGGGGUUAAAGAAUAAUUUUUGUGAUUGUAUGUUUUUUUUUAUGAAUUAGGGGUUCUAAAUGAAUUUUUCAGUAAUAUCAUUUUAUUUGCCAUUUCCUAUCAUGCAAUGAACUACCUCCUACUUUCUAGUGUUUUUAUGCAACCAGGUUGACUGUAUUUGAGCUGGUUACAAAAUGUAAGAUAAAGGCAUGAAGUUAGAAUUAGCAAUUCUAAAGUGAUCUAUGGUCACUUUGAAAAAAAUAAGUUAUUGUAACCCUCUUAGGAGGGCGCUUAUUACUUAACUUUUUGUAGCAUGUCCAUCCCCCCCCCAGAACCCCAUCUCCCCAGGCCCGCAGGCGGAUUACCUGAACUGUCAGAGGGACUACAAAACCCUAUAACUCAGGAACAGGGGGCCAAUAGACGUGCUACAAGCUAAAAGAUAUGUGAUCCGCCCCAAGCUAUACAAAAGCUUACAAAAAUGUUUUUCAAAGUGGUUGCAGGUCCCCUUUAAAGAUUUAUUGCAGUAAUGUCCCUCAUUAUGAGAGAUUACAUUCCAUCAGAGUAUCAAAAGAAUGUAGUCACUUGGUUCUUUUUAUAAUGGGGCCAUCAGCAAACCGUUCCAAACCAGCAGUAUAUGAAGUGAAACUGACUGUUUAGAUGCAGUACUUUAGUAAACACCAUACCCUUAGGGAAUACGACCACUUUAAUUUUUUGAGACAAAUAGUAUGUACAUGAGUAACCAUUGUUGUCAGUAGAUGUUAUAUUUAGAUGUGAUUAUAAGUAAUAAUUUAAAAAAUCAUUUGAUUGUUUUGGUUUUGUUGAAUGAUCAAAUUAGUGCAUAGUCAGCCUAAAGGUGCCUAUACACUGUGCCUAUGUUCCCUGUAUGUAUCACUAACCUUCGUGUUAUGUUUUAUUGGUCCACGGACCAUUUUUGUUCUGUUGUUUGAAGCAAUAUUUCUGUCUCAAUAAAAGCUUCAUGGUUUGACUGUUAAAGGUGCCUAUACACAUUAGAGGAAAAUCAGCCAACCCUGACAACCCUCUAAUGUGUAUUGGGUGCCUUAGGGAAAAGAAAGAUCAGUCAUUUUGAUUUCAACAUGCCUGAUACUUUUAUUUUUAUGAGAGGUCAGCCAUUGCAAAAGGUGUCUGACAGCGACUUAUUCCCCUCUGUUGAUUGAAAAAACAUGCAAGUUUAGCAGAACCCUGCAUGUACGUGUAUGGGGGGAAAGGCUGGAAGACAGUUACCUAAGGUAUAUGGCCACCAUAGCAGUUUAUUAAAGGGGUAUUCCAGGCAAAACCUUUUUUUAUAUAUAUAUCAACUGGCUCCGGAAAAAUAAACAGAUUUGUAAAUUACU
Molecule: messenger RNA, 8609 nt
Organism: Hyla sarda
Lineage: Eukaryota; Metazoa; Chordata; Amphibia; Anura; Hylidae
Product: pendrin-like
Exons: 22
Coding region: 1456-3915 (819 amino acids)
Biological process (GO): transmembrane transport
Cellular component (GO): membrane
Molecular function (GO): chloride transmembrane transporter activity; oxalate transmembrane transporter activity; bicarbonate transmembrane transporter activity
Source: RefSeq, a predicted model, not a curated record